CGUCAGCGGCAGAGCUGGCUUCAAGCUGACAUUGCAAGGGAAGCGUAGAUCCUCCGGCGGCGGUGCAAACUCCACGCUUGUGUCGCCCGUCGCCGCCGCUCUCAGUGGGAUAUCGCCCGGAGUGAAGCAGGCACAAGAUGAGUUGUUCGCCACGGUGCCCGGUUCUCAACUCGCUCCAGCUCCCGUUCCUCAUCCUGCUCAGCCUCUGCAGCCCGUCCGUGUCCAGGGAAGUCUGUUCAGGAAUUGAAAACAAGCUCACAAUGCUGUCAAAUGCGCAAGACCAUUACAACAACCUUCGUCGGACUUACAACGCUUGUGAGGUAGUGAUGGGAAAUCUGGAAAUAACAUUCCUGCAGCCGUAUCAUGACGUGUCCUUCCUUGAAAGUAUUCAGGAAGUUUCAGGUUAUGUCCUCAUAGCCCUCAACCAAAUUUCAAGGAUCCCUCUGCAGAAUCUUCGGAUUAUCCGAGGCCACCAACUUUACGACGACAAGUAUGCACUAGUCAUCUUAUCAAACUAUGAUCAGGAAGGAAGAAGCGGGCUCAGUGAGCUGCCCUUAAUGAAUCUCACAGAGAUUUUAUCUGGCACGGUGAAAUUUGCUUCAAAUCCUCAGCUUUGUUACUUGCAAUCGAUUCAUUGGGAGGAUAUUCUAGAAGACAGCAAGACGAAUAACCUAGCCGUUAAUUUCACUGCAGCAAAUUGCCCCAAAUGUCAUUCGCAGUGUCAUGAGAAAGCAUGCUGGGGUCCAGGUAUAGAGAACUGUCAAAAAUUCACAAAGAAAAUCUGCGCACAACAAUGUUCGGGCCGAUGCAGGGGUCCGAACCCCAGUGACUGCUGCCACAGCCAGUGUGCUGCUGGAUGUACAGGGCCCAGGGAGUAUGACUGUCUGGCUUGUCGGAAGUUCAGCGACGGAGGCACUUGUAAAGAAUCCUGUCCUCGCUUGGAAAUUUAUAAUACAGUUACUUUUCAAAUGGAGCGGAAUCCACAUGGAAAAUAUAGUUUUGGAGCAUCCUGUGUAGAGAAGUGUCCCCAUAACUAUGUGGUAACAGACCUUGACUCCUGUGUUCGAUCCUGCAGUCCUGGUACACAUGAGGUGGAUGAGGACAAUAUCAGAAAGUGUAAAAAAUGUGAAGGACCUUGUCCAAAAGAUUGCAGUGGAAUUGGAGUUGCACAUUUGAAAGAUGCUAUGUCAAUCAAUUCUUCAAAUAUUGAUUCAUUUAAAAAUUGCACCAAAAUUAAUGGCAAUGUGGUUAUUUUGGAAGUGGCCUUCAAAGGUGAUAACUUCUCAAAAGCACUUCCACUGCACCUAGAAAAAUUGGAAGUCUUUAGAACUGUCAAAGAAAUAACAGGCUAUUUUUUAAUUCAAAGUUGGCCAGAUAAUUACACCGAUCUGCAAGUGUUUGAAAAUCUUGAAAUAGUGCGUGGCCGGACUCAACAUCACAGCAGUAUAUCAUUUGCUUUGGCCAACCUGGGCAUCAGAUCUUUGGGACUGCGUUCCCUCAAAGAGGUUAGCGAUGGUGAUGUAAGGAUAAUUAACAACAGGAAGCUCUGCUAUGUGUGGUCCUUGGACUGGAAGCAACUCUUCAAGUCUCCCCGACAGUCCAUCAUUAUAAAGGGAAAUAAGAAAAAGGCAGAAUGCAAUGAUGAAAAUCGGGUCUGCCACCCACUGUGUUCUGACGACGGUUGUUGGGGCCCUGGACCCUUGCAGUGUUUUUCUUGUCGUUAUUACAUACGUGACAGAGCGUGUGUUGAGAAGUGCAACAUUUUUGAUGGGAAAGUGAGGGAGUAUAUGGAAGGGUCCCGAUGUUUUCAAUGUGAUGGCGAAUGUAAACCGCAGAAUGGGACUGAAACUUGCAGAGGACCUGGCAACCAAAAUUGUAGCGGAUGUGCUCAUUUUAGAGAUGGCCAACACUGUGUGAAAAGCUGUCCUUCUGGAAUCCCUGGAGAAAAUAAUACCCUCAUCUGGAAGUACCCUGAUGAGAAUAAGCAUUGCCAGCUCUGUCACCUAAAUUGCACUCAAGGGUGUAAAGGACCAGAGCUUGAAGAUUGUGAUCAUUAUGCUGGGUCCCACAUUCCUUCCAUUGCUGCAGGAAUUGUUGGAGGGCUCCUUGGUUUGGUCAUGUUGGCUUUGUUGAUUGGAGUAUUUCUGCGGAGAAGGCACGUCAGAAAGAAGCGGGCUUUGCGACGUUUGCUGCAGGAACGGGAGCUGGUUCAGCCUCUAACACCCAGUGGAGCUGCUCCAAAUCAGGCCCUUCUGCGGAUCCUUAAAGAGACAGAAUUCAAGAAAAUCAAAGUGCUUGGCUCUGGAGCAUUUGGCACUGUGUACAAGGGCUUGUGGAAUCCGGAGGGGGAAAAUGUCAAAAUCCCUGUUGCUAUCAAAGUAUUGAGAGAAGCAACCUCACCGAAAGCUAAUAAAGAAAUCCUUGACGAAGCAUAUGUGAUGGCCAGUGUUGACCAUCCCCAUGUUUGUCGGUUACUGGGAAUCUGUCUCACUUCAACUGUGCAACUUGUCACACAGCUGAUGCCCUUUGGUUGUUUGUUGGACUACAUACGGGAAAACAAAGAAAAUACUGGCUCCCGGCAUCUUCUCAACUGGUGUGUGCAGAUAGCAAAGGGAAUGAGCUACUUGGAGGAGCGGCGGUUGGUACACCGGGAUUUGGCGGCUCGGAAUGUUCUGGUAAAGUCACCCCAGCACAUAAAGAUUACAGACUUUGGACUUGCCAGACUCUUGGAUGUGGAUGAAAAAGAAUACCAUGAGGAUGGUGGCAAAUUACCUAUCAAAUGGAUGGCAUUGGAAUCAAUCCUUCAUAGGACUUUUACCCAUCAGAGUGAUAUCUGGAGUUAUGGUGUAACUAUUUGGGAACUAAUGACAUUUGGCUCUAAGCCCUAUGAUGGUAUUCCUGCUUGUGAAAUCCCAAAUAUCUUGGAGAAAGGGGAAAGAUUGCCACAGCCUCCAAUCUGUACAAUCGAUGUGUACAUGAUCAUGGUUAAAUGUUGGAUGAUUGAUGCAGAAAGUCGACCUAGAUUCCGAGAGCUGACGUCUGAAUUCUCCCGGAUGGCCCGAGAUCCACAACGUUAUCUUGUAAUUCAGGGUGAUGAUCGCAUGCACCUGCCAAGUCCAAGUGACUCAAGGUUUUACCGCACCAUAAUCGAGGAAGAAGAUAUGGAAGAUAUUGUGGAUGCCGAUGAAUAUCUUGUUCCUCAUGCAGGUUUCUUCAACAGUCCUUCCACAUCAAGGACACCCUUAUGUACAUCAGUGAGUAUGACGAGCAAUAAUUCAUCAACUUUGAUUAAUAGAAAUGGACAUCAAGGAAUUCCUAUGAAAGAAGACAGUUCAACAUUACGCUAUAGUUCCGAUCCAACAGUUCUUCUUGAUGACGAUGACAUAAAUGGAUGUUUCCAACCAGCCCCAGAAUAUGUCAACCAAAUUCAAAAUAAGCCACUUCCAAAUCACUUGAUAAGCCCACUCUCUGAUAUGGAAAACCCAGGUUACCAGGAACUUUUUGUCCCUCUCAUCAAGAAUGGCAGAGGUGACUCUCAGUACUUAAAUUCUUUCACUAAUGCCGUGGAGAAUCCAGAGUAUGUGAGUGCUCCCAAACCCAUCAACAAAGCAGGUCUGGACCAUCCCAAUCACUGGGAUCAGACAGUGCUCCCCAAUGUGAGCUUGGACAAUCCUGAAUACCAGGAGGAUCUCAUUUCUAAACACACAAAAGUGAACGGUCAUGUUGAAGCGACGGCUGAGAAUCCAGAGUACCUUGGUGUUGUAGUGCCACCCAGAGGUCAAAAAAGCACUACAGUAUGAUACCGGCAAGCAGACCUUAUACACAAUCUGGUGUCCAAACCCUGCUGGUGAAUUUUAAGUGCAGCUAUGCUGUGGUACUGAUAAUGGACAUUUCCAUAGGGCAAUGGAAAAGCAAUGAAUGUGAAUACUUUCUCCUAAAAUAAGCAUUAGGAUAGUACUGGUGAUGGAGCUUUACCCUGACACUUUAAAUUAGGUUUAUAAAACCUAGAAAGGAAAUAGAUGUAGUUUUUUUUCCCAGUAGCAUUCCAUAUUUCUUUUAAACAUUAAAUUGCAUACUUGUUAUGUGUAGAUAAUGGCUAAAGUUUGUGUCACAGCCAAUUUUUCAGACACUGUCGUUAGGUCUUAUUUCAAUACCACCCUCCAUAUAGCUAAAAACAUUCUUCCCUCCACAGGGCUUGCGUAUUCAAAAAUAAAAAUAAAUAUGCAAGUAGUUUUACUUUUUAAAUGUUUGCUACUACUUCAAAGAAUAUAUUAAGUGCAGUAUCCAAGUAAUAUGAACAACUCUGUGGAAUGAGUACUAACACCCAGGUAAAGUGGACUCUGACAUCUCAACUAUUCUUGCGUGAGCUGGGAAUGAUUAAAAUAUGGAGUAAGAUUAGCACAAGUUUUGUAUUUCUCAAGGGUAUCUCAUGAGCGCAUGGUAAAAACUUGCCUUCUGAUUUGAACACUGCAUCUUCAAUCUAAUUAGUUAUUCACUCUCAAGUAAUUCAUCAGGAAGUAAAUGAACAAUUCACUUGUACAGAAUACUGGAGCAACUUGGCAGGUCAGGCAGAUUGUACAGUAUGGAGAGGAAUUGUUUCAGGUUGAAACCCUUCACUUAACUCUAUUUAGUUCAAAUUUUCCUGUGAUUGUAACUAAGUCCAGCAUUAAUUUAGAUCUCUUAUUUUAACUCUCCAUUCUCUUAUGCCCACAUCCUUUGUCUUGCUCUGCUGUAAAACAAAUAACAUAACUGUCCUUGUACCCUGUUGUUUGGCUUUCUUGUUGCUCUCCAUGCCUUGUGGCGCAUUGGGCGAGAACCCUGCCAUUUCUUUAGUGUUUACCUGGAGUUUUUUUUAUACGAGAACGAGUUGCUCAAUGGAAUGCAUGCAAGGAGCCCGCCGGAUUUGAACCCAGGACCACUGGCCUCAAAGUCCAGUGCUGAUGCCACUACACCGCCGGCUGGCUUCAUCUGUGUUUGUUAUUCUUCAAUGAUCAAAAUAGGAACUGAAAUUCAUGAAAUCAAAUGAUUCUUUUAAAAACUGAAACUAAAUAAAAACACUAAAUGCUGGAACACUCAGCUGUUCAGGCAGCAUCUUUAGGCAGGGAUAUAGAGUAUAUGAUUAAUAUUUCACUUCUCUCACUUUGGCUGCUGUAUUUUCAAGUCUCGUUAACUCAAUUGAAAUUCCACGGAUGCUGCUUUGGGAUUUAGGUCCUUGGUCCACUAUAAGGUUGUCCUACUCCUAGCGUUGACGUUUCUCCUUGCAAAGAGGUUCUAGGAGGUGAUCCACACUUCUUAAUCACAGCUGCGAGAUCUCAUAAAAUCUUUAAAGUAUGACUGAAAUUGAACUAAUUGGAACUGCUUUAUGUUCCAUCUCUGUGUUUUACUGGGACUCAUCACUUAACAGUAAUAAUGCACUACUCAAAGCUGAAUUUUCCUCUGCACUUGCCCUACCUUCUGACAUCAUUCUCAAUGAAUUCCUAAUGACGGUCAUUAUUCAAUACUUGUUUGUGUUGAUCAACUUGAUAGCGAUGCGGUAAUAUUUAUGAAAUAUGGAAGAUGGCUGAGUUAUCUGGAUGAAGGAUUAUGGAAAUUAAGGAAUGUGUGUUCUAACAAUGUGGAUUGUAUCCCUUUUUUUAAAUUGUGUAGAUUUUACAGACAAAUGUUGCUGAGAUUUAAUAAUUUUAGAAAACAAAUGAAUUGUUGAAGCACUAUUUGUAUAGAAGUGAAAUCCAGUCUUUUAUAUGGUGUAUUGUUAAAAAUAAAUCAUUAUAUGCUUAUAUGUAUAUAGAGUCCAGAAACAUAACAAUGGAAUGUAUGCUACAUAAUGGACAUUUUUAAUUAAUUGUUAAAUAUUUUGAUUGUUUCUUCAAGAUGAGAUGAGCAUUUUAAGAUUUUACGCACAUUAACUUCUUGGAGAUUUAUGAAUGUUUCAUUUGUUUUCACUAAAGUCUUUUGACUUCUCACUUAAAGCGAUAGGUUGCCCUCAUCUCUCUGUGGUCAAACAUCAUGAAUCACUGCCAAUCCAUUCCUUAACAUCAGUCUGCUCAUUCUCACAGCGUUUUAUGGUUGCUGUACACAAAUGGAUGCAGCAAUCCUUACUACAGUAAGUGUACUUCGUAAAUAUUCCCUAUGGAAUUUUGAAGGGACUCUAACAUUGUUAAAGGCAUUACACAGAUAUGUCUUUCUUUUCCUACUUUUCAAAAAAAUUUUGCAAACUUUUGGCAUAACGAAACACACACUACAUUCUGUACUUAAGUGUCGGUUACAAUUUUGUAUUUGAAUAUUUUACAAAUUCUGGUUUCUUUUCCAUGAAAAUAUAAAACCACUGAUGCAUGAUACUUUACUGAAAUAAAAUAUUUGUGAAACAUUG
Messenger RNA from Hypanus sabinus (Atlantic stingray), 6370 nucleotides. RefSeq names its product epidermal growth factor receptor a (erythroblastic leukemia viral (v-erb-b) oncogene homolog, avian) (gene egfra). The record is from RefSeq and is a predicted model, not a curated record. Lineage: Eukaryota; Metazoa; Chordata; Chondrichthyes; Myliobatiformes; Dasyatidae. The transcript is spliced from 28 exons. Bases 138 to 3800 code for a protein of 1220 amino acids. Gene Ontology annotation, molecular function: epidermal growth factor binding; epidermal growth factor receptor activity; ATP binding. Gene Ontology annotation, cellular component: signaling receptor complex; basal plasma membrane. Gene Ontology annotation, biological process: protein phosphorylation; cell surface receptor protein tyrosine kinase signaling pathway; cell differentiation.